CACCAAUCUCAUGAAGCACCAGAUAGUCCAAGUGUAUCUCAACAGCCAGCCGCACCUCAGCUGCAUUUCGGGUGCUGUAGACGCCCUACUGGACAAAGUGAGCCCUGUGCUGUAUUCCACCGACCCUAUCUCCCGAGCCCUGCUGCUCAGGCUAUAUGGUGCUAUUGCAGUGAUUGCGUCGGAUAGCAAACAGAUACACCGUAGUAUCCUCCCCGGAUUAGACUCGUCGGAUAAGCUUGAAGUGCAGGCAGCCGUUUUUGCUGCCAAUCGCAUCGCAUCGCGGUCGAAAACCUUCGCCGUUUCUUUGCUGGGCAAA
Molecule: messenger RNA, 316 nt
Organism: Sphaeroforma arctica JP610
Lineage: Eukaryota; Ichthyosporea; Ichthyophonida
Exons: 3
Biological process (GO): snRNA 3'-end processing
Cellular component (GO): integrator complex
Source: RefSeq, a predicted model, not a curated record